CUCCGUACAAGUCUCGCCCACACACCGCCGAGCCGAGUCGAGCCGCGCCGCUCUCAGCUCAGUCCUUAGAACGCCGAGCACUCGAGCAGCCGUCGGAAUGUGGGCGUGGCGGCUGCCAAUCGCUUCCCCCCGCCCCUUCCCCGCGUGCAGCGCCAGUCCACUUCCCCGCCGCGCUGCACGCCUGUAAACAAAGCCACGUGACCCUGGGCCGAGUUUUGCGCACUUGUCUCCGCAGACUUUGGACACGCAGGUCCGCGGGAAGCGAGCGCGGGCGUGCUGUGUGUGUGCGCGUAUCGCGACGCCACGCAUUCGCCGGACUUGCAAAGCAACUCUCGCGCGCUAGAAUGAAGCAGCUGACGCCCGAGAAGAGCUGAUCGCCCGCAGGAGGCUGCCACGCGUGCCAGUGCUUUUCGCGGGACUACUGGAGGCAAUGGGCAGCACUGCCAUGGACACGAAGAAGAAAAAGGACGCGGCGAAGAAGAGCUCGAAGCCGAAGCGCCGGACGCUGCGCUUGAACAUGCCCGACCUCAGCUCAUUCGCAAUGCCGUUCCUGGAUGGGGAUCUUGAGAGCUCGGACAAAGAUGGCGCCAGGAAGGAAGAAAGCAGCAGUCUCUCAGCAAGCCCAACCAGAAGCUUCUUCUUUCGAAGCCACUCAAGCCGGCCUUCCAGCCCCAUGUCUGCCCCUGUACGUGCCAAACACAGCCCGGGCUCCCCCAAAACUCUGUUUCCAUAUUCCUAUCAAGAAUCGCCACCCAAGUCUCCUCGCCGCAUGAGCUUCACUGGCCUCUUCCGUUCCUCUUCCAGGGAUUCCUCGUUUGGCUUCACCCCUUCAACGUCACCGGUCAGCAUGAAGCUGUUCUCCCGCUCCAAGAAAGCUUUGGGGGUCUCCUCUCCAUCUUCGACUCCGACUCAAGUGACCAAACAGCUCUCCUUUCCUCUCGAGGCAUACAAGAAUGAACCAGAGCGUCUGGAGUCCCGCUUACGCUCCAACUCCUCUCCUGCAGACACUGGCCAGCACUUUUCCAUCCCUGCUGUUCGGGCGGGGAUGUCUGCCAAGCUGCCCACGCCCCUGCAUAUGCCAGUGGCACCCUCCAGGACCGUACUCGGCUUCGCGGAAGGCAUGCUGGAGAAACUGGAGCUGGAGGAUGAAGUGGCCGAGGAAUCGGAGAGUGACAUUUAUAUGCGCUUCAUGAAGUCCCACAAGUGUUAUGACAUUGUCCCCACGAGCUCCAAGCUUGUGGUCUUUGACACUACGCUUCAGGUUAAGAAGGCUUUCUUUGCCUUGGUGGCCAAUGGUGUGCGGGCUGCUCCACUCUGGGAAACAAAAAAGCAGAGCUUUGUAGGAAUGCUAACAAUAACGGACUUCAUCAACAUACUGCAUCGAUACUACAAGUCGCCAAUGGUACAAAUUUAUGAACUUGAAGAGCACAAGAUUGAGACGUGGAGGGAACUGUACUUGCAGGAAACAUUUAAGCCUUUGGUAAACAUCUCGCCUGAUGCGAGUCUGUUUGAUGCUGUGUAUUCACUCAUCAAAAACAAAAUUCACCGACUCCCCGUCAUCGACCCGAUCAGUGGGAAUGCACUUUAUAUCCUCACCCACAAGAGAAUUCUCAAGUUUCUGCAGCUCUUUUUGUCCGAGAUGCCAAAGCCUGCCUUCAUGAAGCAAACUUUGGAAGAGCUGGGUAUUGGAACAUACAGCAAUAUCGCCUUUAUUCAUCCAGACACUCCGAUCAUUAAAGCACUGAGUUUAUUUGUGGAGCGGAGAGUGUCUGCACUGCCCGUGGUCAAUGAAUUGGGAAAAGUUGUAGAUAUUUAUUCCAAAUUUGAUGUAAUUAACCUUGCUGCGGAGAAGACGUAUAACAAUUUGGACAUCACGGUGACGCAGGCACUACGACAUCGUUCCCAGUAUUUUGAAGGUGUGAUGAAAUGCAAUCGGUUAGAGACACUGGAGACCAUUGUUGACCGUAUAGUCAAAGCAGAGGUCCAUCGCUUGGUUGUGGAUGAUGAGAAUGCGAGUAUCGUUGGCAUUGUGUCUCUCUCUGACAUUCUGCAGGCUCUGGUGCUCACGCCAGCAGGUGCCAAACGAAAGGAAAGUGAGACCGAAUGAAGGUGGCAGCAUGUGGAAGUGACGGGCGAGCAAAGUUGUCUGGGCUGGACUCUGAACAAAAGACUUUUGAGGCUGGGCUUGUGGUGGCGGCGGCGGCGGCCAACUUGCCGAGUUUGAAGAUUUUUUUUUUUUUUAGCAGGGAAUGCUGGGAGAACAGUGGAUGCGUUGAGCCGUGGACCUGGGGGUUUAUAUUUUGAAGUACAAGCUAGUAGCCAAUCAUCUUUGUGUUUUUAUCGUCUGCCGUUGCCUUUUUAAAAGAAUCACUUUUUUUUUCUUUUUCUCUCUCACCUUGUGUUUUUAUAUAAAUAUAUAUAUCAUCUAUAUGAUAUAUCUUAUUAAAAAAUGAUAAUAUAUUCAAGUGCUUCAGAUAAGUCUGGAUAUGAGAGCCAGUGCUCACUUUUCCAUUCAUUUGACCAGUCAGUCCUCUUGUGCGUCUGCCUUUGUUGUGCCCGGGGUGGCGAGCUUGUUGCGUUCGUGCGUCAUGAGUGCCUUAACACGUGGCCAUUUGUAGCUGCUAGCAAAGUGAAUGUUGAUGUACAGUAAAUGUAAGUCCGUGAAUGUGCAAAGCUCGAGACACGGCGCCACUCUUGAACGGUUUUUAAUUCUUUUAUAUGAAAGGUGAUUUUUCUACUAUGGGCACCGACACCCCAAAGUCCACUUUACCCGCGUGAAGCAAGCCAUGGAGAGAGUCGAGCAGCCGUGCGCAGACUGAAACGAUGAUUUCUAGGUGAAGGGAUCUCGAUGUGGAGCUGCUGCCGCCGCUGCCGCCGCUGCUCUUCACACGCUUUUCAGGACAUUUUGACGCAUGACAAUGACACUAAUGACACUAGAAUCUCAGUGCUUGUAGUUGAUGCAUUUUCUGUCGUCGUAAUCCGAAGCAAAGCUACUGAGUUGCUUUUGUGGCUUUUGAGAGCUUAGCUGGUGUGUUUCUGUGUAGGUUUUCCGUUUUUUCUUUUUCAGGUAAAUCGUUUUUUCCUUUUGUGGAAAGGCCAGUGGAGAGUCUCCUAAUGUUUUUAUACAAUCUUGCCAAUAAAGAAUUGAUGGAAAUGG
Molecule: messenger RNA, 3157 nt
Organism: Polypterus senegalus (gray bichir)
Lineage: Eukaryota; Metazoa; Chordata; Cladistia; Polypteriformes; Polypteridae
Gene: prkag2a
Product: protein kinase, AMP-activated, gamma 2 non-catalytic subunit a
Exons: 16
Coding region: 431-2107 (558 amino acids)
Source: RefSeq, a predicted model, not a curated record